UUUCUAAAAUUCUCCUUAAAAUUCCUCCUUACCUCCAAUUUCCCUAAAAUUCCCAUUAAAAAUCAUUAUUUACUUUCAGUUUUUCUAAAUUUCCUAUAAAACUCCAAAUUUCCUCCGAAAAAUUCCCAGACUAUAUUUUUUUCAAAAAUACUCCUAAAAAUUUCCACCUACCUCCAAUUUUCCUAAAAUUCCUCCCAAAAUUUCCUAUUCUCCCUAAAACUCCCAUUAAAAAUAAUUAUUUACCUCCAGCUUUUCCCAAAAUUCCUGAAAUGUUCACCUACCUCCAGCUUUCCUAAAAUUCCUCCCAAAAAUUCUCUACUUUUCUCAAAAGUCCCUAUAAAAAAUUUUUAUUUACUUUCAGUUUUUCCCAAAAUUCCUCAAAUUUCCUCCCAAAAAUUCAUCAAAUAUUUUUUUUUCAAAUCCUCUUUAAAAUUCCCACAUACCUCCAAUUUGACUACAAUUCCCAUUUAAAAUCUUUAUUCACCUCCAAUUUUUCCUAAAAUUUCUAAAACUUCCUCCCAAAAAUUCCGAAACUAUAUUUUUUUUUCUAAAAAUCCUCCUAAAAAUUCCCACCUACUUCCAAUUUUCCUAAAAUUCCUCCCAAAAAUUCCCCACUUUCCCUAAAAUUCCUAUUAAAAAUUUUUAUUCACCUCCAAUUUUUCCCAAAAAUUACCAAAAUAAUUUUUUUAAUCCUUGAAAUUCCCACAUACCUCCAACUUUUCCUAAAAUUCCCAUUAAAAAUUAUUCACCUCCAGUUUUUCCCAAAACUCUUAAAAUUUCCUCCCAAUAAUUCCAAAACCAUAUUUUUUUCAAAUAAUCCUCCUAAAAACUCCCACUUACCUCCAAUUUUCCUAAUAUUCCUCCCAAAAAUUCUUCACCUCCAGUUUUUCCCAAAAUUUCCUCCAAAAAAAUUUCCCACUUUCCUUAAAAUUUCGAUUAAAAAUUUGUAUUCACCUCCAGUUUUUCCCAAAAUUCCCUCCCAAAUUUUUUUUUUCUCGGAGCGCUUCUCCGCCUAAUUCUCCAAAAAAAUAAAAAAAAAAUGCCGGUACCACGUUCCGAAGUGUUAUUAGACAUGUACGGUGACGAAGAUAAUGGGAUAACAUACUCUUACCUCUUAUGCAUCGUAGGAAUGGCAGAAAAGAUACGGGAGGCGGCUGCACGCGGAGAAAUUUCACGGCUAACAAGACUCCUAGAUGAUGGUAUCAAGCCAUUACCCGACGAGCAUGGCCGAUCGGCGCUCUUCAUCGCUGCGGCCUCUGGACAGGUUCCAGCCUGUGAAAUUCUCAUAAAACAUGGUCAAGAUGUCAAUACUCCGGACAACACUGGAGUUACUCCCUUGCAAAAAGCCGCCGCUGAAGGACAUCUUGAAGUCGUUGAGCUUCUGCUGAAGCAUGGAGCUGAUGUUUCCAAACAGGAUAAUGUUCACGGAAACUCAGCAUUGCACGAAGCGUGCUGGCGUGGCUACAGCCGAACAUUGUCCACUCUAUCAAAGUCCUUGGGAACAUCUCGAGGUCCGCUGCACACGCGGAACUUCUCAGGCUUCGCGCCCCUGCACCUUGCCUGCCAAAACGGGCACAACCAAAGCUGCCGCGAGCUUCUGCUCGCAGGUUGCAACCCUGACCUUCAAAACAACUGUGGAGACACCGCUUUGCACACAGCAGCGCGCUACGGCCACGCAGGAGUCACACGAAUCCUGAUCUCAGCCCUCUGCCGGGUCUCUGACCAGAACAAGAACGGCGAUACAGCGCUGCACAUUGCUUCAGCAAUGGGCCGACGGAAGUUGACGCGAAUCCUUCUGGAGGCGAACUGCGACCGACAUUUGAGGAACAAGCAGGGUGAGACUGCCAAGGACAUUGCCAGGAGAAAGAACCUGACGGAGAUCCUGGAGAUCAUCAACAAGGCGAAGAACAGGCCCAGGUCCCGAUCCAAGACCCUGGAUGACGUUGACUCCAAGGUUCCUAGCCCCAGUUCCAAAAGGAAGACCAAGGACCAGGUCAAGGAUCAGGAAAAGACCAAGUCCAGCCUGAAGGACAAGACCAAGGACAAGGACAAGGACAAGUCCAAGGACAAAGCUAAGGUCCACUUUGAGCCGCAGAGGAAGUGGUCGCCGUACGGCUGCCACUACUACCCAGACCCUGAAUCCUUUCCUAGUCCCAAGCUGGACUCCUUGCCAGCUGAUCCUCUGGCUCGCGGGGAGCAGUACUACCUGGACCUGGCAGGGAACAUCAGAAAAGGGCCAGUAGGGGUCGGCUACACCUGCUACUGCGCGCCGUUCUUCAGGCAUAUGGAGGCCAAGAUGAAGCGGGACAAGGCUGAGCUUAAGGCUCACAUUGAUCAGGCUCACGAGCGGCUGGACCUGAAAGUCGCGCACCUGGAGAAGAAGACCAGGGGCCAGAUUUCAGAACUGACCAGGCAUUUUGUCCUGGAGAAGCACAGGUGCGAGGAGAAGCAUGCCCAUACCAGGUGGCUGACCCGCAAUGCUGCUGGAAGACACUCCGAGCGGCCUGGACCAGUUUCCAAAGGUCCAGAGGGAAUUGUUAGAGCUAAAUCAGUUGAGGAUCUGCUAGACGACCGCCAGAAUGACCGCAGCUUUGAAAUCCCUGGAGAAACCUCCGGCCAGCGGCUGGGCAGCCUGGACAAUUUGGACAUCCCAGCGAUUCCUAGACUGAGCAAGAGCUUGAAGGAGCUGCCCAAUGAGACUGUUCUAAGGGUCCUGGAAGUCGCUCCAAGGUUAAAUGAGACUUUUGAUGGGGUCAUUGGGAGGAACAGACCUCAGGAGGUUGAUCCUGGAGAAGAUGAUCAGGAACUCAGUCGCAGGAGUGUCCAUGAGAUGAUCAAGAGGUUCCAGCAGGUCCCCAGGAAGAACAGGAGCGAGAGCAGUGAGGAGGAGCAGGAUAAGUGUGCGGCUACCAAUGGAUUGGGGAGGGGGAACUAUGAGAGCAUUGCGCGCAUGCCUUAUAGGAGUCGCAGUGCUGUUUAUAGCCCCACGCCCUUUCAGGGCCAGCAUGAUGCCCAUAAUGACUCCGGGUAUAGCACUAGGAUGUACGGCUCCAGCAAGGGGGCGUCUCCUUCUUUGUCAGGACAAUUGGACUGUGACCUUCAGGCCAGGUUCUCCAGCAGGGAACACCUCGCUGCGUUGAUGGAGCAGCCCAGGAGUGGGGGGAGUCAUGACGUCACUGGGUUUGAACGUAGUGCGGAUAUGGUUGUUAAUAUCGGCGCUGCUAGUCUUGUUUAGGUUAUUUUGUAAUUUAUUUUGUAAGAUGAUUUAUAAAUAAAUUUGUAUAGUUCGAAAGAUGUUU
Molecule: messenger RNA, 3299 nt
Organism: Cotesia glomerata
Lineage: Eukaryota; Metazoa; Arthropoda; Insecta; Hymenoptera; Braconidae
Gene: dgo
Product: ankyrin repeat domain-containing protein 6
Exons: 7
Coding region: 1040-3235 (731 amino acids)
Molecular function (GO): protein binding
Source: RefSeq, a predicted model, not a curated record